AUUGGUAAGUCACUUUUUGGUUCUACACCUUCAAUUUUAACUUCCAUAUGGUCGAACCAAGUUCACUUUUGUUUUUCUUCACACUUCAUCUAUUAGUAACAGUGGUAAUUUCAGGGGAAUUCACUAUAGUUAACAAUUGCAACUACACAGUGUGGCCAGCUUCAUCUACUACUACUAGUGGAAAUGCAACACUCGCAACCACUGGAUUCAUUUUAAAACCUGGUGAAAAUUCCACAAUCACAGCACCUCCUGACUGGGCGGGGCGUUUCUGGGGACGGACUCUCUGUACAACGAAUUCCAUCUCCAGAAACUUCUCCUGCGUCACUGGUGACUGUGGAUCCGGCAAAGUAGCAUGUGAUGGCCGCAAUGGAUCGUCACCUAUGACAAUAGCUGAAUUCUCUUUGGACAGUGUUAAGAAUCAAGAUUUUUAUGACAUCAGCUUAGUAGACGGUUAUAACAUCCCAAUAAAAGUGAUUCCGUUAGGUGGUUCUGGAAAGUGUAACAGCACGGGUUGUCCUACCGAUUUGAAUGCGGUGUGUCCAACAGAGUUGAAAGUAACGAACAAUGGGACAGUUGUGGCGUGUCAUGGUCCUUGUGCUGCUUUUAAUUUGCAGUUUUUCUGUUGUGUUGGGAAUCAUUCAACUCCAAAUACUUGUGAGCCGAGUGUGUAUGCUCAGAUAUUCAAGACGACUUGCCCUCAAGCCUAUAGCUAUGUGUAUGAUAAUAAGACCAGCACGUUCGCUUGUCCAGCGACCGAUUACCAUGUCGUCUUUUGUCCUGUCACCAAUAAUACCAGCUUAGAAUCAUUGGAUCAAGGUGUGAGUGUGAGUGUUGGUGAGUCACUUACUGCUGGAAAUGAGACAACACGAUGGCUCACUCCUUCAGGAGAUUUUGCAUUUGGAUUUUACCAACUUCCUGAUGAUCUUUUCUUGCUAGCUAUAUGGUAUGACAAGAUACAAGAUGAUACCAUCAUUUGGUAUGCAAAUGGAAACAACCCUGCUCCUAAGGGAUCAAGAUUGGUAUUAAAUGAUUCUCGUGGUUUGGUUCUCACCAACCCUCAAGGUUUACAGUUAUGGAGAUCCGAUUUUACAGGUACAAUUUCUAAUGGUCUAAUGAAUGAUGAUGGAAACUUUCAAUUGCGAGACAAAAGUAAUGUGACAAUAUGGGACAGUUUCAGUCAUCCUACGGAUACAUUAGUUCCUAAUCAGGUAAUGGAGUUAAAUGGGAAUCUUUUUUCACGGCAAGGAGCGUUAAACUUCUCACACGGAAGGUUCAAAUUUCAUCUACAAGAGGAUGGAAAUCUUGUACUUAACGUUAUAAAUUUGCCAAGCAACUAUAGUUAUGAUCCUUACUACAAAUCUGGCACAAGUGAUGAUGAGAAUCAAACAAAUGCUGGCCAACGUUUGAUAUUUGACAAAUCAGGUUUCUUAUACAUAGAGAAAAUAGGAGGGAAUAACUUUUCUAUUUUCAACCUGAAUGUGAGAUUCUCAACUGAUGAGUUCUACUACAAAGCAACAAUUAAUUAUGAUGGAGUUUUCACCAUAUCAGUUUACCCUAAAGAUCCAAAAAGAGGACAAAGGUGGGUUAUUGCAAAGACUAUACCAGAAAACAUAUGUUUGUAUUCUACAUUCCGAGGUGAAGGUGUAUGUGGGUUUAAUAGUAUUUGCACCAUUACAAAUGACCAAAGGCCAAAUUGUACCUGCCCAGACGAAUAUUCACCGAUUGAUUCAAAUAACAUGUAUGCUGGUUGCAUACCAAAUUUUCAAGUUAUUUGUCAAGCAGGUGGGAAUUUGGGUCCACAAGAUAAUCUAUAUACAAUGAAGGAUUUACUAAAUACUGAUUGGCCUGCAUCUGAUUAUGAAUUUAGAAUUCCAUCUAAUUUACAAGAAUGUAAGGAAUCAUGUUUGCAAGAUUGCUUAUGUGUUUUGGUUCAUUUUGACCAAGGUUCUUGUUGGAAAAAGAAGCUCCCACUAUCUUAUGGUAGAAAUGAUCCGGCGGUAAAAGGUAUUUCUAUCAUGAAAUUGAUGAAAAGUGAUCAUUUGUCCUCCUUGUCAAAAGAGAAGAAAGAGCAUGAUACUUUGGUCAUUGUGAUUUCAGUUCUUUUGGGAAGCUCUAUGUUUGUCAUUUUAACAUUGCUCGGGGUGAUAUUUUUUGGGUUCCCCUACAACCGGAAGAAGAACAAAAGUGGUAGAAGCAACGAAAGUUUUGUUGACAAUAACUUGCGAAGGUUUAGCUUCAAGGAAAUUGUUGAAGCAACAAGAAACUUUAAAGAAGAAUUAGGAAGAGGGUCUUGUAGCAUCGUCUACAAAGGAACAAUAGAGAUUAUGAUCAAUGUGGCAGUUAAGAAACUAGAUAAGUUGAUUCAAGAUAGUGAUAAGGAAUUUAAGACUGAAAUGAGUGUGAUAGCCCAAACUCUUCAUAGGAAUCUUGUUCGUCUUCUUGGAUACUGCAAUGAGGGACAACAUCGGAUUUUGGUAUACGAGUUCAUGAGUAAUGGAACUUUAGCGAGCUUUCUUUUCACUUCUUUAAAACCAAAUUGGAACCAACGAGUCCACAUUAUCCUGGGAAUUGCAAGAGGUCUUGUUUACUUGCACGAGGGAUGUUGCACCCAAAUCAUCCAUUGUGAUAUAAAGCCACAAAAUAUACUUCUAGAUGAUCAAUACAAUGCAAGGAUUUCAGAUUUUGGAUUAUCAAAGCUAUUGUUGAUUAAUCAAAGCCACACUGAAACUGGAAUUAGAGGAACAAAAGGGUAUGUUGCACCAGAUUGGUUUAGGAGUGCACCAAUCACUUCAAAGGUUGAUACUUAUAGUUUUGGUGUAUUGUUGUUAGAAAUCAUUUGUUGUAGGAAAAAUGUAGAGAGAGAAUUUUUUACUGAAGAAAAAGGGAUUUUAACUGAUUGGGCUUAUGAUUGCUAUAAGACUAAAAGACUUGACGGUCUUCUAGAAAAUGAUAAUGAGGCUGGCAAUGACAUGAUGUGCUUGGAAAAGUUUGUGAUGAUUGCUAUUUGGUGCAUUCAAGAAGAUCCUUCUCUUAGGCCAACAAUGAAGAAUGUUUUACUGAUGUUAGAAGGAAUUGUUGAAGUUGCAGUUCCCCCAAGUCCCUAUCUGUAUGGUUCUGUAAGUUGUAAUUAGAAUUAGUUUCUUUUCAAGGGAUUUUAGCAUUGUCUUUUGUUUUUAUUUUGCUAAAGCAAUUUAGCAUUUAGCUUUUAUUCAUAUUGAUUUUAGCUUUUAUUUUGCUAAAGCAAUUGGUUGUAUUUAUCAACAAUGAGAAGUUUAUUGUAUGGUAACAGCACAAGAACAAUUAAGAAAUAAGUUUUCUAUUGAUCCAAACAAAUAUUACAUGGUGAAAAUGUCCAAACUAUAGCAGUUCCAUACAAGUUGCUAAGUGUGCUCUUGGGACAUUUUAACAUUUUUUGAUCCCUACUAGCUCGUGAAGUGUUACUUGGGUUUUCACUUUUUAAUUUAACACCUUCAAAAUCGAAUAGUAUAAGGACAUUGUGACCUUUCAGUUUCUUGAA
Medicago truncatula (barrel medic) is the source of this 3517-nucleotide messenger RNA. Its product is annotated as G-type lectin S-receptor-like serine/threonine-protein kinase LECRK3. Gene Ontology annotation, biological process: protein phosphorylation. The record is from RefSeq and is a predicted model, not a curated record. The coding region runs from base 48 to 3131 and encodes 1027 amino acids. Gene Ontology annotation, molecular function: ATP binding; protein kinase activity. The transcript has 3 exons. Lineage: Eukaryota; Viridiplantae; Streptophyta; Magnoliopsida; Fabales; Fabaceae.